This is a messenger RNA of Ambispora gerdemannii, 1851 nucleotides long. NCBI's taxonomy places the organism in Eukaryota, Fungi, Glomeromycota, Glomeromycetes, Archaeosporales, Ambisporaceae. The record is from the annotation of a GenBank genome assembly.
AUGGAAGAUGCGAUUGAUGAAUUUGGUGACAAAGAAGAUAGACAAAAAGUUGGUGAUGCUCUUGUUCGAAUUAUAUAUGAUGAUAAAUUUCCGGAUUUCAUCCUCAAAUUUGAUUCGAAACGUGAUAAGUCUACAGAUCAUACUGAUACGAUCAUAGAAAUGUCAAAAGAAAAUCUAUGCAUUCGCUUAUUUGUUGAACAUGAGACUGACUCCAGUAAAAAUGUUACAUAUGUUAAAAUAUGGACACCUUUUAUGAAACAAUGUGAAGCUGCAGAAGAAAUACGUAUUAAAAAGGAAUUAGCUAUUAUCUUUCUUCCAAACGGAUCAAUUGGAAAAAUACAAAGGCGCAUAUGGAUGCAAAAAGCACAGCGAUAUUGCUUUACAUUUUUGGAGCAGCUCAAACCGCAACUUAUUGUCACUGCAAAUAUAAUUAUACCUGAAGUAAAUGAUCAAAAAGUAUUACAAACAGUACGUCUGAGGUCCUUUGGUUUUGAAAAUUUAAUAGAAGAAAAAGUAUAUACUACUUUUUAUCCUCUACACGAUGGGAAAGCAGACGAUAAGAAAAAGGAAAAUUUAAGAGCCAAACUUUAUGGUAUUUGGAUUAAAAAAAGUAGAAAAAGACAACCUUUAAAUGAAAUUAGAGAAUAUUUUGGUGAAAAAUUAGCAAUGUACUUCGCAUGGCUUGGUCUAUAUACCUCAUGGUUGUUUGUAGCAUCUGUUCUUGGAAUUAUCAACGUUAUCUACGGUAUUAUUGAUUUCGUAACAUGCUCGUCGCAAUUACAACAAUUGGAGCUCUUGCUAUUUUCAAGAGAAUGGUUUAAAAAUUUUGACGGUUGGGGUAGCUUUUUAUCGAGCACUACUAAUUUAGGCAUAGUCCUUACCCUAAGUCUGUUUUACAGAAAAUUAGCUAUAAAACUCACUAAUUUGGAGAACCAUAAAACUGCAACAAGUUUUGAAGAUUCUCAUAUUUUAAAAGUCUAUCUUUUCGAUUUUGUAAACUUUUAUGCUGCGCUUUUUUACAUUUUAAUAUUUAAACAAUGGCUUCCUAAGAAAAUAUUUCAUGACAAUGCACGUGUACAUGUAUGUGAAAAUGACGAUUGCAUGAGAGAACUUACUAUACAACUCGCUGUUAUUCUUAUUGGCAGACAAGCUGUAGGUCAAUUGCAAGAACUUGGAUUACCGGAUAAAACUUCUAAAAAAGAAUUGAAUGAAGACAUCAAUGUCGUGGAGGAGCCAUCCUCUAAAAAAGAAUUGGAUGAAGAAAUCAAUGUCGUGGAGGAGUCAGCUUCUAAAAAAAGGAUGAACGAAGAAAUAAAAGAUGUGGAAAAAGAACUGAAUGAAAAAAUCAAAGUUGGGAAGGAGUCAACUUCAUAUCCAUGGAUUAUAGACAAUGAUUUAUUGCCAACUGAAAAUGAUGAUAUCAGAAAAGAAUAUGAGAGAAUGACUGUUCAAUUUGGCUUUAUUUCUCUUUUUGUUGUUGCUUUUCCUCUAACACCAUUAUGUGCUUGGUUUAAUAAUAUAGUUGAGAUUCGAACGGAUGGUUUUAAGUUUGUUGGAAAUGAUGAGAAGUCUUUGCUUAUUGUUCGUUUAGCAUUUAUUUUAGCAUUUGAGAAUCUUGUACUUCUCGUCAAAGUUUUAUCUGCAUAUAUUAUACCAGAUAUGCCAGACUCCGUAAAAUUGGCGAUAAAACGCCAUGAGUAUUUAGAAAGAGUAGCUAUCGCAAAAAGAGAUCUCGCCACCGAUGAGUACCUUGAGGAUAACGAUAAACAAUCGGUCAAGCUGACCAAAUAUUUAAAAUUCUCUAAAGAACGAAUAGAAACUUAUAAGAUCAUAGAUAAAGAUAUCGAUUAG